UCCUCCGCCCAGUCCUGGGGUCCCACGGCCGCCUAGGUGGGAGCCCGCCAGGUCGGGGCGGGGCCGGGCGCCCAUGAACAGCGGGGUCCCGGCCACCCUGGCCGUGCGGAGAGUGAAAUUCUUCGGCCGUCACGGCGGGGAGGUCAAUUCCUCUGCCUUCUCCCCUGAUGGCCAGAUGCUGCUCACAGGCUCAGAGGAUGGCUGCGUGUAUGGCUGGGAGACCCGGAGUGGGCAGCUGCUGUGGAGGCUGGGUGGCCACACAGGCCCCGUGAAGUUCUGCCGCUUCUCCCCUGAUGGCCACCUCUUCGCCAGCGCCUCCUGUGACUGCACUGUCCGCCUGUGGGACGUGGCAAGAGCCAAGUGUCUGCAGGUCCUGAAGGGUCACCAACGGAGUGUGGAGACGGUCAGCUUCAGCCCUGACUCGAGGCAGCUGGCAUCAGGUGGCUGGGACAAGCGGGUGAUGCUUUGGGAAGUGCAGUCUGGCCAGAUGCUGCGCCUCUUAGUUGGGCACCGAGACUCCGUCCAGAGCAGCGACUUCUCACCCACGGUGAACUGCCUGGCCACCGGCUCCUGGGACGCCACCAUACGCAUCUGGGACCUGCGGACGGGGACCCCAGCCGUCUCCCACCAGGCGCUAGAGGGACACAGUGGCAACAUCAGCUGCCUGUGCUACUCAGCAUCUGGCCUCCUGGCCUCCGGUUCCUGGGAUAAGACCAUCCACAUCUGGAAGCCUACAACCAGCAGCCUGCUUAUUCAACUGAAGGGCCACGUCACCUGGGUGAAGAGCAUAGCCUUCUCUCCCGACGAGCUGUGGCUGGCCAGCGCCGGCUAUUCCCGCAUGGUCAAAGUCUGGGACUGCAACACAGGAAAGUGCCUUGAGACCCUGAAGGGAUUCCUGGAUGUGGCCCACACCUGUGCCUUCACCCCAGAUGGGAAAAUCUUAGUGUCUGGAGCUGCCGAUCAGACCAGACGUCGAAUAUCCCGCACGACCAAAUCACCCAGCGACCCUCAAACCUAACACCACCUGGGAGGGCGCCAACCUCACCCGCUCCCCUCAGUGGCACGCCACUUCCCACCACAGGCCCAAAGUGACUGUGCCGGCAUCCAACAGAUCCCCAUGGCCAGGACUCUCCCUGCCCAACCACAGCAGACAACAGCAGCGGGCGGGAUGCUUGCUGGAACCCAUCAGACACGUGGUCCCCAGAACCAGACCCACCCGCCUCAACCCAAUCA
Molecule: messenger RNA, 1233 nt
Organism: Macaca mulatta (Rhesus monkey)
Lineage: Eukaryota; Metazoa; Chordata; Mammalia; Primates; Cercopithecidae
Gene: WDR38
Product: WD repeat domain 38
Biological process (GO): mRNA splicing, via spliceosome
Cellular component (GO): nucleus; U4/U6 x U5 tri-snRNP complex
Molecular function (GO): U6 snRNA binding; U4 snRNA binding; protein binding
Source: RefSeq, marked inferred